GCUUUUAAACUCACUGUUGGAUGAUCCUUUAAAAUUUCUUCGUCAAGUCCGUUUUCCCUAUACAACACUGACUCUACCCAGUAUUCCUUUUUCUUUCCUCGUCCAAUUUGCAUGUGUAUAAAACGAACAAUCAUGAAGUGUUAAAUAGAGCAUUCAUCCCGAGUUGCAGAUUUUCGAAGCUACCUUAUGCAAAGCAAAGGGUGAAUCCAUUACUCUCAUGCAUGUGUGCAACAUACUCUGUAAAGGAAAUUAGCAAUAUUUUUUAAAGAAAGAAGUAUAAAGUGAUUUAAAAAUAUACAUUCAAGCUGGCUCACCCUAUUUCCAAUCAGAACAGCUCGGUGUCUGGUCUUCAGCCCCUUUGGAGGACUGUCAACAGCAAAAGGAUGGCAUCAGAACUGGCAAUGAGCAACUCCGACCUGCCCACUAGUCCCCUAGCCAUGGAAUAUGUUAAUGACUUCGAUCUGAUGAAGUUUGAAGUGAAAAAGGAGCCGGUGGAGACCGAUCGCAUCAUCAGCCAGUGCAGCCGUUUGAUCGCUGGGGGAUCCCUAUCUUCUACCCCGAUGAGCACUCCUUGCAGCUCAGUACCCCCUUCUCCCAGCUUUUCGGCGCCGAGUCCGGGCUCGGGGAGCGAACAGAAGGCGCACCUGGAAGAUUAUUACUGGAUGACAGGCUAUCAGCAGCAGCUAAACCCAGAAGCGUUGGGAUUCAGCCCCGAAGACGCAGUCGAAGCCCUGAUCAACAGCAGCCACCAGCUCCAGAGCUUCGACGGCUUUGCUAGAGGGCAGCAGUUUGCAAAUGCAGCCGCUUCAGGGGGUGCGAUGGGCGGUGAAGAGAUGGGACCGGCAGCCGCAGUCGUGUCCGCAGUCAUCGCAGCGGCCGCAGCUCAGAACGGGGGGCCCCACCACCACCACCACCAUCACCACACAGGGGGCCACCACCAAAGCACCGGCAUCCCCUCUGCAAAUAGCAGUCCUUCCGUCGGACACCACCAGCACCACAGCCUGCAUUUUGAUGAUCGCUUUUCCGACGAGCAGCUGGUGACUAUGUCUGUCCGAGAGCUUAACAGGCAACUCAGGGGAGUCAGCAAAGAAGAGGUGAUCCGGCUGAAACAGAAGAGAAGAACCCUCAAAAACAGAGGCUAUGCCCAGUCUUGUCGUUUCAAGAGAGUUCAGCAAAGACACGUUCUGGAAAGUGAGAAGAACCAACUCCUUCAGCAAGUAGAUCACCUCAAACAAGAAAUAUCAAGACUUGUCCGGGAGAGGGACGCCUACAAAGAAAAAUACGAAAAGCUCAUCAGCAAUGGCUUCAGAGAAAACGGCUCCAGCAGCGACAACCCUUCCUCUCCAGAGUUUUUCAUGUGAGUCUCACCUUGUUCAGGCUUGACUCCUUAAUGCGUUCUCCAUUUGAGUGUUGUUGGGGCUUGCUAGAUCAAGAACCAAGAAUGACAUCUUAAAAAUAAACAGAUACUCGUGGGUCUGGGGCUGAAUACCACCUUAAGUUAUUCAUGAGUUUUGUGGGCUUGCUAUAGAACAGACACAACUUGCCACCACAAAAGUUCUUCACGUGAAGCUUGUUCGUUGAGACCAACCAUCCACUUUUAUUUAGUUCAUGUGAGUUUUUAUUUUGAGUUUGCUGUGUCCCAAAAUCUGAGAUGCAUUUUGUCAUCUUAAGUUCUUCACAUAAGACUGAGCUUGUGUGACAAAGCCUCAAGCUUUCCAUUUAAAUUCAUCAAACGUGUUUCAACACUGUCGUGCUUAAAAUAAUAAAACACACGAUCAACCUGCCAAAACAAAGCCUACAACUACCUUCAGUUUUUAUGUCUUUGGCCUUACUCUGCCAAAUGUUAAUGACAUUGAACCUGUCGUAGUACCCCUUACUCAUCUCAUGCAUUAUAAUGCUUGCAGUUUUGUGUUCAGCAAAGAAGAACUUUAACUGUUUCAGAAGACAUUAUGAAAAACAUUAUAUAUUAAUAAAAGGCCUGCAUGCUGGACAUGUAUGGUAUUAUUAUUUUAAUUUUUUUUCUUUUCGCUUGGAAAUGAAUUUUAUUGGAGACAAUAAUGGCAUGGCAUUCAUUAAAUUUAUUUUAUUGCCUCAUCACUUUUUUGAGUGGAAAGCAAAAAAGUGUAACUGAGAUCCUCCCUGAGUUUGCAUCUGCUAUGUAAACUGCAUUUGACUUGUUUUUAAGUUUUGCAAAAAAGGAAACAAAAAAAAUAGAAAAAAAAGAGUAAAAUUCACAUUAUGCACUGAAGCAUUCCCUGUACCUUUUCAUAAUGGAUUUGGAUCCUUUUGUGUGGCAAAACCAGACACUGAAAGUUGCUUUCAAAGGAUUUGGUAUCCCACAAUUUUGGGACUUAAACAAUCUUCUUUCUUAAAACAGUUUAUACUUACUGUUGAGAGGAUGCCCCACUUGUAUGUUUGGUCACUGUAUUAUAUGGAAUGCUAUGGAUUCCACACAUAAUUUAAUAAUAGUUUUUAUAUCUGUUAGCCCUAUUGAAAUGUAUGCUAUAAGGUAUAAAAAGGAAUGUUAUAGGCAAACUUAAAAAGAUAGUUCUGUUUUAGAUGUAGAUUUUUUAAAUUCUGAUGCACUAAAUUCUUUACUGUUGUGAAGUGGGGGAGGGGCUAUAAUUGCAAAACUGGGACUGUUAUGAAGCCGAGUAGCUUACGCAGCAUGUGCUUGCAACCUAAAAUAAGUUGGGUAUCUGUAGUCCUCGCUUAUACCACUGACUGUAUUUUAAAACCAAAGUAUUAAUGGGGAGGCACCCCUGUAUGUCCUACAGGGGUAUUAUAAAACUGUAUAGGUUUUUGUUUCAAAACUGAAGUAUUUGGGACUGAAUUGCACUAAAAUGUAACCUGCAAGCAUAUAAUUAAAAAAAUAGCAGAAGUGUUUAGAACGCUAAUAAAAUGUAUGCAGUUAUAAGAUGGCAUUACUGCACAGUUUUAAAGUUAUGCAGAUUUUUUUACACUUAAAUUGUGGUGCAGAACUGGAUUUUCUGUAACUUCAAAACUCCAUAGCUUCAAAGGCAAUAAUAAUAAUAAUAUUAAUAAUAAUAAUGAUAAUAAUCAGUAAAUGUGUCUCCAUAUUUUCUAUAUUUUCAGGGAUGGAUAGUCUAUCAUUGGAGAUAAAAAUCAUACCACAGUAAAUAGUAAAUCAUGUCAUUAGUUUUCAUUUUAUAUAUUUUGCUGUGCAAAAUUAUUUUUUACAUUGAGUUACUAACAGUGUGUAUGUUGGUAUGUGCUUAGUUUCUUUUUCAAGUCUCUGGUUAAAUGAUUUAAUUUGCAAUAAAUUGCAGGGUUGUUUUUAUUCUGUUGUAUUUGGUAGUCCUUAGCUCAGUGCAUAAAUUAACCCUUUAUAGAAUCAGCAACUGUCCCCUUAUGGUAUUAUCACUAGGUAAAUGCUCAGAGGUAGAUAACAGUCACUUUAAUUUUAGGGGACGUUUGCACAGUAGUAUCUGAUCCUGCAAAAUUUAAACAAUGUUCUGUGUUUCACAAAGGUUUUUUUCCCCCCACUUACAAUUUUAUUGCCAGUCAUGAAGUAUGUAGCAUUACAAUUAAAUUUCAAAAGAAAAUGUAAUAAGGAAUAAAACUGGCCAGGUGGCACAUAACUCUUCUUAAUAACAGUUUCUGUCACCAUUACUAUAUCUUGCUUAAAGUAAAACUGUGCUUAUGAAUACAGGGAUAGCAGUCUAUUAUUACUGUGAGGCAAACAUUUACAGUAUUCAUAAGUUUUUUGGUUCAUGUAGUUAAUGUUUAAAACAAACUCUAGUGAAUGCUAGUGAUUGUUAUAAUGUUAAUAGUAGUUUAAUGUGGUUUCCAUAUUAAGUGGACAAGAAAGCCUCUUCUUAGAAACUUGCUGUGUAUGUGACAAAUUGGUCACUUUCCUAAUACUUGUGGCUUGUGAGGGAGGGGGGCUAUUUGAAAAUAUUAUAAUGUACUAUAACCAGUAGUAACUGGAAAUGUAAAUAAUCUUCCUUUACCAGUCUGCAUGCUUCAAGUCACUUAUAUAGAGCAUAACUCCAAACCAGAGAUUGCAUUUUUAUUGUUCUGCAGUUUGAAAUACAUCAACUUUUAAAAAAAGUA
Protopterus annectens (West African lungfish) is the source of this 4077-nucleotide messenger RNA. RefSeq names its product MAF bZIP transcription factor (gene MAF). Lineage: Eukaryota; Metazoa; Chordata; Ceratodontiformes; Protopteridae. The record is from RefSeq and is a predicted model, not a curated record. Bases 384 to 1361 code for a protein of 325 amino acids. The transcript has a single exon. Gene Ontology annotation, cellular component: nucleus. Gene Ontology annotation, molecular function: DNA-binding transcription factor activity, RNA polymerase II-specific; RNA polymerase II cis-regulatory region sequence-specific DNA binding. Gene Ontology annotation, biological process: regulation of transcription by RNA polymerase II.